Messenger RNA from Micromonas pusilla CCMP1545, 3114 nucleotides. RefSeq lists its product as uncharacterized. Gene Ontology annotation, molecular function: protein binding. Lineage: Eukaryota; Viridiplantae; Chlorophyta; Mamiellophyceae; Mamiellales; Mamiellaceae. The record is from RefSeq and is a predicted model, not a curated record. The transcript has 3 exons. The coding region runs from base 1 to 3114 and encodes 1037 amino acids.
AUGGACGACGUGGACGACGUCCAGCUGGACGUCACGCCCGCGUUCGACCUCGUCGUCCCGAGCGCGCACAACCCGCGGACGCGGAAGGUGCGCGUGGAAGGCGUCGAUCUCGGCUCGAGGCAUCCGAAGCUGACGUGCGUGACGCUCGUGCCGCAGUUCCCCGCGGUGUUCGCGGGAAGAGAGGACGGCGCGAUCGCGUUCUGGAAGCUCCGCGUGGAGGGCGACGUCGUCUUCACCGUGGACUUCGAAACGAUGACCGGACACGCGUCCAAAGUCACGACGCUCCUCGCGCUCGACGGGAGCAGAUCCGACGGGAGGUUCGACAGCGGCGUCCUCGUCAGCGGCGGCGUCGACGCCGGCGGCCGAGUCUGGGACCCGACGAAGAUGGACAACAAGUGCGUGCAGAGACUCCACGGGCACACGGGAACGAUCACGUGCAUGACGCAGGCGGGGCCGUGCCUCGUGACCGGCAGCACGGACGGCACGUACCGCUUGUGGGGGCCGGGGAAGAAACCCCCCGGCAGAGCCGCGGCGAGGUACCCGUGCUUCGAUUUAAAACGCACGCUCGGGCACAGCCCCGGGUGGAUCACCGCGGUGUGCUUCGACGCGACGACGGACGUCGGCGACGUCGGGACCGUGUACGCGGGCGACUCCACCGGCGCGUUCUCGUGUUUCAAGCCGCGUCUGGACAAGUCGAAACCCGGAGGGAUGGACUUCUCCGCGGAUGAGAACCGAGGACGCGUCCCGUUCAAGCCCGUGCUCGGCGAGCGCGGCGUCGUCUCCAUGCUCUACAUCGCGGAGGAGAAGACCGUGUUCGCGCUGACGUACGAUAACUGCUUUCGGGUGUACGACGUCGGCCCGGCGCGGCACGGCACGUGCCUGCACGUCGUUCGAAACAAAACCCGAGAUGUGUUCCGCGCGAUGCGAUACGACGCGAAGAAGCGGCAAGUCUUCGUCGUGGACGAAGCCGGCGCGCUGAUGGUGUGGAACGUUCCGUCCGAGCACGUCGUUUACGACGCGCACGUCACCGGGGUGUGCGUCACCGCGGAAGACGACGUCAAGCUCGGGGCGAACAUCCCCGCGGUGGAUCUCGCGCUGUGGCCGGGCGGCGACGACGUCUUAGUCGCGACGCCGGCGGGCGCGAUCAAAGCGGUGAAAGUCACGCGCGAGAGCGACUACCGCACGAUCAAAGGCGGGCACGGGGGGAUGCACCACGGCGAGGUGAUCGCGUUGGACGUCGGCGUCGUCGACGACGCCGAGCGCGUGUUCUCCGCGUCGUUGGAUUACACGAUUCGGCAGUGGGACACGUGGGACCUGGCGUGCGUUCGGACGUUCGAGGAGCCGCCGCCGCCGCGCGGCGAGCGGGCCGAGAUCGCGUGCAUGACGUACGCGGGCGUGAGUAAAAAGAUCGUCACGGGGAUGACGGACGGGUCGUUGAGGGUGUGGGGCGUCGAGAGCGGGCAGUCCGUGCGGUUGUUCGACGAAAAACUCGCGCACGAUGACUCGAUAUCGUGCUGCUGCGUCAUGGAAGGCGGCGGGAGCAAGCUGAAUGAAAUUUGCGCCACCGGAGGGUUCGACGGCCGCGUCGUGAUUUGGAACGUGAAGCACACGCGGUACAGCGCGCCGGGGUUUUUGAAGUCGUGGAACGCGCACGAGGGCGACCUGAAGGAAAUAUUAGCCAUGGUCGCGUUCGAGGCGGAUGAUCUCGUCGACGGCAUCGCGGCGGCGGCGGCGGAGGACGACCGCGUCGACGCCGCCGCCGCCGCCGGGGACGACGACGCGGACGACGCCGCGGACGAGACCGCCGGCGGUGCUACGCCGAUCGAGCGUCAGGAUAACGGCUCGGAGCUCGUCACCGCGGGGAACGACGGAAUCGUGCGCGUGUGGCGCGCGCCGAACGAUCUCAUGGCGUCGUUCAUAGGGCACGACGAAGCGGUGACGUCUCUCGCGUUGUCGUCCGACGCGAGGACGCUGUUCAGCGGCGGCGAAGACGCGUCGAUUCGCGUCUGGAACUUGGCCGCGGUCGUGAACGCGUCCUUGACCGCGGAGGCGGGGACGCGACCGGACACGAGCGACGAUUUGAUCGCGGUUCUGAAGGGUCACGACGGCGCCGUGAUCGCGAUGCGGACGCUGACCUCCGGUCACCUUCUGUCCAUCUCGACCGAGGGCGAGCUCCUCGUCUGGACCCCGGACUGGUCGGGCGCGACGUACAGCUCGUUUCGACACCAAGACGGGUUCCGGAGUUUAGUCGUCCGGGAGAACGUGAACCGGGCGUUGAUCGGGACGACGAGCGGCGCGAUCAUCUCGAUCGAGGCGCUGCCCGCGGAGGGCGGGCGCGUGCACAGGGAGAUGCCGACGGAAGAGGAGGACGAGGAGACCGCGGCGGCUGCGGCUGCGGCGGCGGCGGCGGCGCUGGACGUCGUCGACGCGGAGGAAUCCGCGGAGGCGGCGAAAGCGGACGAGGACGAGAUCGAAGACGUCGACGCCGAGUUCGAGCGCCUCGGCGGGACCCCUACCCGCGAGCGGCGAAUCGCGGUCGCGAUCUCCAACGCCGCGCUCGCGUCGCACCCCGUGAGGUCGCUCAACAGCGCCGCCGCUUCCUCCGCGGUCGCCAUCGACGUCGUGACGUCCGCGAGCGCGCGCGCGGAGUUUGAGUCGCCGCCGCACACGCGCGUCAGUCUCGCGAGCGGAUCGCUCGCGUCGGCGUCCUCCUCGUCGUCGUCGACGACCUCUUCGAUCUCGCCGCCGUAUUCUAUCUCCCCGCGGAAUUCGCCGCCUUCGCCUUCCCACGUCUCCCAUUCCUCCUCGCGCGCGCGCGCGUCGUCCUCGAGCGCGCUCAACUCGAUCGCCAGCGCGAACGCUUCCUCUUCCGUGAGGUCUCCCCACACGUCGUCGCACUCGACGUGCAGACCGACGCUCGCACCGCGACGACGACUCGGUCGCUCGGAUUCGAGGAGACUCAGACGCAUCGCCUCGCGCAUCUCUUCGUCCUCGCGGUCCGCGUCGUCGUCGUCGUCGUCGUCGUCGCGCGUCGUCUCUUCCUCCGCGCCGACGAUCGGACCGAACGUGAACCCGCCGCCCGCGGCCGCGCGGAAUCCGGGGGAGAAGGGCUGA